Molecule: messenger RNA, 879 nt
Organism: Fusarium graminearum PH-1
Lineage: Eukaryota; Fungi; Ascomycota; Sordariomycetes; Hypocreales; Nectriaceae
Exons: 1
Coding region: 1-879 (292 amino acids)
Source: RefSeq, a predicted model, not a curated record
AUGACUCCUAUCUUGGCGAACGUCGGCUCUUGGGCUAGCUUGUCAACUAUUCAUGCGCGCAGCAAGAGAUGUUAUUCCUGGAACUGUUUGAUCCCUUCAGAACAAGCCGGUGUUAUCACCAGCGUUGUCGUAACGGCUAUGAUCCUACUUUUUGUCUAUAUGUGCUAUCUAGGCAGAAUCACCAUGGCCCAUCAGGAGGCGGCCACCAGACGCCAAAGUCGGCACCGAGAGCGGAGAAUAACUCACGCACAGCUGCAUCCGGCGUCCUUGGUCCAGCUCCCUAUAGUGCCCCAUUAUCCAAGUGAGAAUGUGGUUUACGCAUGCACACCGUUUAUCUAUCACCCGGGGGGACAAAUCGACAAUUUGCAGAGUCAGGCUACUCGGAUUAUGAUUCCCCAGCAUCCUAUCCCUGCUGUUACGCCCCUUGAUCCAACAACUUAUGCUAGCUUCCCAGCGACAUAUGUUAACUCACCCGGGAGUCAUCCCCAGCCAAACCGAAGAACCAAUUCGAUUUUGAGCUCAGCCCCCUCAGAGCGCUCGUCAAGAGAGAAUUAUGAAUGGUGGCAGCGUAUGCGUCGAGUUUUCGGGAUCCCUUUGGGGCGAGCCUCGACGAUUAACAGCGAUUCCAUGCCGGGUACUCCUAUCAUCCCAGCAUCUGGGCGACAAGUUUUCCAGCGAGAAGUAAGACACGGUCGAAUGGGGCCUGAACGAACAACCCUUACUCAACAUCGGAACUCUGGCUCCGACCGCACUCUCAAUUCGAGUUACUCAGGUCACAAUGCUCGAAACCGAGACGCUGGGCAUCGUGAGACCACAAAUGUGCAAUCACCCCCAUCAGCCGUUGCGACGGUACACAGUGACGACUAUGAUAUUGUCUGA